CGUGAUCUCUGAUCGGGCCAUGAACUUCCCCCGCGCCUUCGUCACGAUUUAGCACAUUUCACCCCUCAUCACCCCCCAUCAUGGCCUCCGCGUCCUCCAACAUUAUCUUCGACGACAUCUUUGCCGUCGAGGACAUCGACCGCGCGGGCAAGAAGUUCGACCGAGUAUCGCGCCUAUGGUCGAAGUCGAAGAACUACGAGAUGGAGCUCGAGCUCGACUACAAUAUUGAGCUGUUUCCGUUGUCAAAGGGGGACCAUGUCGCAGUAGCGCUCGCGUCGUCGCUUUCGAGGGAACCUGUUGGUGUUGCGGCUGAGGGGGAGGAGGCGGACAACAAGAACACCUGGAGACCAGGCAUCAGCGCGAACCCGGGCUUGGAAGAGGACUAUGACUACGUGAUGUUUGGGAAGAUCUACAAGUACGACGAGAGUACGGGGGAGAGAUCGACCGUAUACGCGUCAUUUGGUGGACUGUUGAUGGCCUUGACGGGGAACAACCGACAUCUGCAGAACCUCACUCUCGGCGAGUCGGUGUACAUCCUACUUCGCAAGUAGACCAUACCAUCCAUUUCGAGACGUACGGACGCCAUCCAUUUCCACGUAUCUUCUAUUGUUCGUUGGGUAUACAUUCUGCUUUCCGCGCGUUCA
Schizophyllum commune H4-8 is the source of this 644-nucleotide messenger RNA. RefSeq names its product RNA polymerase. Bases 81 to 551 code for a protein of 156 amino acids. The record is from RefSeq and is a predicted model, not a curated record. Gene Ontology annotation, cellular component: RNA polymerase II, core complex; RNA polymerase III complex; RNA polymerase I complex. Gene Ontology annotation, molecular function: DNA-directed RNA polymerase activity. NCBI's taxonomy places the organism in Eukaryota, Fungi, Basidiomycota, Agaricomycetes, Agaricales, Schizophyllaceae. Gene Ontology annotation, biological process: DNA-templated transcription. The transcript has 4 exons.